This is a messenger RNA of Elephantulus edwardii (Cape elephant shrew), 816 nucleotides long. RefSeq names its product MORN repeat containing 3 (gene MORN3). The transcript has 6 exons. NCBI's taxonomy places the organism in Eukaryota, Metazoa, Chordata, Mammalia, Macroscelidea, Macroscelididae. The coding region runs from base 1 to 816 and encodes 271 amino acids. The record is from RefSeq and is a predicted model, not a curated record.
AUGAGCGUCGGCAGGUGUCCCCCGAGGUCACAGCCCCUGUGGAAGGAGUGGGACCAGAAGGCCCAGAAGAACGGGCUGAGGCAUCAGGUAUACGCCAUCAACGGUGACUGCUACACGGGCGAGUGGACAAAUAACAUGAAGCACGGAAAAGGAAUGCAGAUCUGGAAGAAGAAUGGAGCCAUCUAUGAGGGGGACUGGAAGUUAGGGAAGCGAGAAGGCUAUGGUACCCUCAGUCUUCCUAACCCAGAGACGGGAAAAUACAGGAGAGUUUACUCAGGCUGGUGGGCAGAUAAUAAGAAAUCGGGCUAUGGGACCCAGUUUUAUGGAACUACAGAAUAUUACGAGGGGGAGUGGUGUCAAAACCAGCGCUGCGGCUGGGGCCGCAUGUACUACAAGAACGGGGACAUCUACGAGGGACAGUGGCUGGAGGACAGACGCCACGGGGAGGGCAUGCUGCGUCUGAAGAACGGGAACCGCUAUGAGGGCCAGUGGCAGAAAGACAUGAAGAACGGACCAGGAUGCUUCUUCCACCUGGACCACGGCCAGCUGUUCAAAGGCUUCUGGGUGGACGACAUGCCCAAGUGUGGCACAAUGACCGACUUUGGCCGUGAACAGGCCCCUGCACCCACCAAGUUCCCCAUUCCUCAGAUCAAGAUCCAAGACCCUGAUGGCGUGCUGGAGGAGGCCUUGAGCUCAUUCAAGAAGACAGAGGUGGAAGAGGAGGAGGAAGAGGAAAGCCAAUACCAGAGGCCUGGCCCCACGGACAGACUGUCCUGGAGGCUGGGGCAGGACGAGGCCGUGGGGAAGGGACGUUAA